AUGAUAUGGAGCUACAUCUCUUUAUUGUUUUGCUGUGCCUUUGUCUUAUCAGAAUUAUACAUAGCAAGCGAAAUUUCAGUUGUAGCCAAUGCCGAUGUUUGGUUUUGUUCAGUAGAAAUUAAAAGAAAGUUUAGUAAAACGAAAAAUAUACUAAAUUCUAAUUUAAUUCGCGAAUACACGUAUAAUAUAAGCCAAAAAGUCUUAAAUACAAAUUCAUUGUUCGUGAUUAAUCAAAAAUCUGAUAAUAUCGACUACGAAAUUGAACCAGAUCAUCAUUAUCAAGUAUUUAACUUCGUUUCCGGGCAUUUUUACCAUCUUCGCAGUUCAUAUGUACAACAUUCGCUUCAUAUAAUUUCAAAUAGAAAAGAGAUCGUGCCAAUCGAACCAAAAAUAGUUUCAUUCAUUCACAGACCAUCUAAUGGCCGAAUAAUAGGUUCUUAUGAACACGUUAUUGCAACUGGCCAUCUUUAUUCAUAUAAUUACGGCCAUUUUAUCGGCGACUUCCUUUGUCCUCUCAUGGCAAUGCCAGAUGAGAUCCUACAGAAAUCCUACAUCUUUGGAAAAGCUAGAUUAAAUUUUGUCAACGAAUUCUUUAAAUGUCUCGGAUUUGAAGGCAAAUACAUCGAAGCAGGCGAUAGAGAAUGGAUAUACGCAGAGAACUUAUAUGUUACUGCCAAUCCAAAUCCUCAUUGCGCCCACUUUGGCCCAUUAUAUAAAAAACUUGGCGACAUCAUCAAAAAAAGUCUCAAUAUAUACGAUGUUAUACCAAAUAGAUACAUUGUUGCCAACAGAAAGUCCCAUAUGAGAGUUAUUCACAACGUAGAGAACCUGACAAAAGCAUUACAACAAUCUUUUCCUGAAAAUAAAUACGAAAUAGUUGUUGACGAAAAAAUGACAUUAGAAGAAAGUGCAAAAAUAUUUGGAUACGCGAAAUUCAUGUUUAUGGUUGUAGGAAGCAACUGUUUCAAGAGUCUUGUCAUCAAUCCAAAGGCUGUAAUUGUUCUUGUCGGCACAAAAGUAUAUGAUAAUAGUGCUAUAAAUGUGAUUGGUUCAAAUGGAAACAAAAUAGUUUUCUAUGUAGAACCAAAGGUAGAACACGCUGGUUAUUCGUAUAAUAUAUUUAAUAUUUCUAUGGCAAUCAAAGCUUCUAGUAUUGCAAAUUAUUAUAUAGAGCAUGGAUGUUUUCCUAAUGAUCCAGUUGGAUCUGUUGUUGUUUAG
Molecule: messenger RNA, 1218 nt
Organism: Trichomonas vaginalis G3
Lineage: Eukaryota; Parabasalia; Trichomonadida; Trichomonadidae
Product: glycosyltransferase family
Exons: 1
Coding region: 1-1218 (405 amino acids)
Molecular function (GO): glycosyltransferase activity
Source: RefSeq, a predicted model, not a curated record